Molecule: messenger RNA, 7876 nt
Organism: Nycticebus coucang (slow loris)
Lineage: Eukaryota; Metazoa; Chordata; Mammalia; Primates; Lorisidae
Gene: FAM120C
Product: family with sequence similarity 120C
Cellular component (GO): nucleus
Source: RefSeq, a predicted model, not a curated record
GAAUACAGGGCAACAUGGCUCCCGGAGAUGAAAGGAAGACUCUUCAUCCUUUCUGAAGCGGUGAAAAAGAGAGGCCAGAGAGGAGAAAGAAAAGUGCCCGUCAUCGCUUUUAUCCUCCCAUCUUCUCCGUAGUAUGGUCUGCCUCACCCCUCCUCUCCACCCAAAUCCAAUUUGUAGUCUCCUCCACUCUUGUCUUCAUUUACUCACACCCUCGCCCCUCCCCUCGGGGAAUCCUUUUCCCGCCACCCCGCCCCCCGCGAAGUGCGCACGCGCCCGCCCCCAGCUUGGCGCCCAGAUAACCGCCUAGCUUGCUCUGGCAGCAGUUGUUUCGUCUAGGCCCCGACGAAGCAUGGGUGUUCAGAGCUUCCAAGAGUUCCUGGAAAAGCGUUGUCCUGGGGCUGUGGUGCCAGUGGAUCUCCUCAAACUCGCGCGCACGGUCUCGCGGCGGCGGCGGCGGCGGCGGCAGCGGCAGCGGCAGCAGCAGCAGCACCUACACCGCCAGUUGCCUCCGACAGUCGCCCUAGCGCCUGGGGCUCCACGCUCAGCCAGGGGUUCUGUACCUCUGCAACCGCCGCUCCCGCCCGCUGCCUUGAGUGCCUACUCUGGAGGCGGUUGGCCGCCUCGGCAUCAUCACCCUGCUCACCACUUCCACCACCACGGCCAGACGCAGACCAGCCUGCACCCGCCACUGCCGCCGUCCCCUCCGCUGCCCGGCGCCCGAGUGCUGGUGGAUGCGGGCUCGGCGCUGCCGCGGCUGUAUGGCGGCUACCAGACGGAUUGGGUUUGUGGCGGCCAAUGGAACGCCAUGCUGGGCUACUUGGCUGCGCUGUGCCAAGCCUGUGCCUUUCCCGGCGGCGACAGCCUGGAGCUUGUGGUCAUGUUCCCUGGGGGCCUGGGCAAGGACCGGCUGGCUGAGUGGGGCUGUCGGUGCCAAGCCGAGCCGUAGACAGCGCAACUGAUCGUGGGACACGUGGGCAACAAGGGCACCCCUCCACCACGGGCCUGGUUCCUGCCACCGGCCUGCCUGAGCCACUGCGUGAGGCUAGCACUCAUCUGCUUCCGGGUCAAGGUCUUUCAGAGCCUUGAAGACCACCAUUUGGAAGUGGUGGCUUUUUUCAGAGAAAAUGGCUUCCAUGGCCUUCUUGCCCAUGACUCCGAGUAUGCACUCUACAAUAUUUCUUCUUACUAUAGUUCCCAUGCUCUGAAGCUGAGUUGGAAUGGGAAGAACCUCACUACCAACCAGUUCCUAAUGCAGGAGGUGGCCAAGCAGCUGGGCUUGAAUAGAAUGAAUUUUCCCAUAUUUGCUGCACUGCUAGGUAACCACAUUCUCCCAGAUGAGGACUUGGCUGCUUUCCACUGGAGCCUCUUGGGACCAGAACAUCCUCUUGCAUCACUUAAGGUCCGAGCUCACCAGCUUGUUCUUCCUCCCUGUGAUGUGGUGAUCAAAGCUGUUUCUGAGUAUGUUAAUUCCAUCAAAGACCCCUCAAACCUGGAUAUAGUUGGGAAAGAUGUUUUCAAACAGUCUCAGUCCAGGACAGAAGAUAAAAUAGAACGAUUCAAGAAAGCAGUUGAGUUCUAUUCAGUCACAACCAAACUCUCUUCGCUGCCAGUGGGUCCCUCCCUUCUAGGUUUUCGAAAUAAUAGGCAUCCUCACCUUCCUCGAAAUCUUGGCGCCAUUUCUGCUGGAAAGCCAAUGUUUUCUCACCAAGUACCCCAGAAAAUAAAACAUCCACCACCAUUUCAAAUGGGACCCAACUCAUCUCUUCUCUUCUCCCCCCAUGCUUUGAGGGCAUCCCAUGCUUUUUCUGAGGAUUCUAUGCUGCAGGACAGCCCCUUUGCCAACUGGGCUGUCUCUUAUGACUCCUCUGCAUCCCAGUUUCCCAAUUACCUGACUUCUAAAGCCUCACCUCUUUUGGGACCAGACUCUUUCCACUUCUCUUCCUCUGAUGAUGAACCAAAUGGAGCUAGCUCUGAUCGUAUCGCAGAAGCACUUCAGCAGCAGCCUGAAUGGAAAGAGCCCAAUGGUGACAGAGGUUCUUGGGUACAGCCUCUUGAUGCUGGAGUUUCAGAAGCCAGCCUAGGUGAUGGUGAAACCCACAUUCCAUCUCUGCUAUCUAUGUCUACAAGGAACCACAUGGACAUCACCAUUCCACCUUUACCUCUAGUUGCUCCAGAAGUCUUGCGAGUUGCUGAACAUAGGCACCGGAGGGGUCUUAUGUACCCAUAUAUCUAUCACGUCCUCACUAAGGGUGAAAUUAAGAUCCCUGUACGUAUUGAGGAUGAACGUAACAUGGAGCUACCUCCAGCUGCUCUCUUGUUCCGGUCAGCUCGUCAAUAUAUAUAUGGAGUCCUUUUUAGUCUGGCAGAAACACAGCCGAAAAUGGAACGCCUGGCUAUACGCCGGCGGCUGCCUAUAGAAGCUAUGGAACAGUCUUCAAGAAAAGGCAUCAUUCACCAGAAUACAUACUGGUAUGGGAAAUACAUUAAUGUAAGUCCCUGUUAUGCAGUUAUCAAAUAUUCAGAAUACAUGGUUCAGUGGCCUGGUGGCCGAAUCCUGCAUCACCAUGAGCUAGAUACCUUCCUUGCACAGGCAGUGUCUACUCAGCUUUAUGAACCAGAUCAACUCCAAGAACUCAAGGUCUCCAUUCAAUCCCACCUCAAGGAGGAAAACUGGAGAUUGCUGGGAUGGUUGUGGGCCAGUGGGCAGGCAACAGGCAACAAAGGAACUGGCAUCAUAAGAUUGUUUGACAUCCAAGUCAAACAAUCCAAGUUGUUUGGAUUGUUGGCAUCCAAGUUGUUUCUGUCAGUGGGCCAGGAAAGGGGCGUGCAAAAGAACAGACUGGCAGAGGAUCCAAAGGGCACAAAAAAGGAAAUAAACAAAGCUCUUCAGAUGGAGUCUCUAAAUCCCUGGAGUUUCAUCAAGGGCAAUCUUGUUCACAGGUAAAUGGAAACAAUGGCACAUUGAUCAAGGAAGAGAAGAGUGAUCAUCAUCUUCCAGUCCCAUCACAAUGUGCCUUAUCCAGAGACAGCAACGUGUGUAAUAAUGGUAACCACUACCUCCCUGUUAAGAAUGGGGAGAAGAACCACUUACAGGAGCAAAAGCUAGAAACUGUGACACCACGGAAAGAGGAAUGACAAGCUGAAGAUGACUUCACAGAUCAGGAAGAAGGGAAAAUCUGCUGCUCUUUUUUGAUUUUUGGCCCAAGUUAGAGGAGAAUAUAAAUGCUCAGCCUUGAUUUAUCCAGAAUUUUGAGGGAUGUCCUAUUGUAUACAUCUUUUCCCCUUUCCUGUUUUUUUCUGGACUUCCAGAUUUAGUGAUCUGCUUCUGGGGAUUCUGGCCAAAAAUGAAUGGUAACACUAGCUCCUAUUCUCAAAUUCAAUAUAAAGCACCAAUAUUCUCUUUAUAUCCCCUGGGAGCCUACUAAGGUAGUAAUUGUCAGAAAUUGGGUAUCAUCAUGUAAGAUCCUAUAGAAAAGUUCCAGCUUUGAUUCUGAGUAUUUAUCACCACAAUUAUUUGCAGAUUUACAUGAUGAACCUAUGGAGUUGUGGGGACAGCUGUCUAUGGCUUCAUAACUUGUUUUCUUUUUUCUGUAUGAAAGAAGUGGUGAGGCUAUGAUGUAUCAUUAGUAUCCACCCCAUUCUUACUCUCCCAGCCCACCUACCCUAGGAUUUUGUAUUACCACCUCUAGCUCUAGCCUGACAGAUAGGUAGAUAUUUUCAGGAAAGUGUGGUAGUAUUGUUUACUGUAUUUUAUUUUAUUUUUUAUUUUAUACACUUAAAAAACUACCAAUGGCCUUCAUACUGGGGGAUUCAAGUGAGUCAGAAAAGUUCUGGGCAUAUUUUUCCCGUCUCUCAACUAGUGCAUUGUUUGUAAAAUAGAAGAUGUGGUACAAUUCACCUAUUCCUUACUGCUCCAUACCCUGACAUGGUUGGAAUCACAGUAGUGAAAUUGAGUAUGAAGGGGACUCAAAAGACUUUGCAUAUGUGUGUGUGUUUAUGGGUGCGUGGGUAGAUAUAUAUGUGAAUGCAUGUAUCUGUAUAUGAAUACACAUACCCUUUAUAUAAAUAGAUCUAUCUAUAUGUAUUAUAUAUAUGUAUAUAUAAAUGUGUGUGUGUAUAUAUAUAUAUGUAUAUGUAUACAGAUACAUACAUACAUGGUGAUAUCCCAGAGGAUUUACUGAAUUUCCCAAAAGUGCUUCCACUGCUAUAGAGUGGUGGGUUUCAAAAGACCACACUUUAAACCUGAAAUCCUAAGUUGUAGCCUAUCACAAUUAUGAGAAGAUGGGCCACUCUAAAUCAGACAAAAAGUACUUUCCAUAGAUUGCCUGUUCAGAGCAACAAACACUUAAGGUUAUUAUGUGCUUAAUCUUGAACAGAGACCUCACAUCUCAUUUGGUGAACACAGGAAGUUGGAAUGGGAUUGGUAAGAGUUGAGCAUUUCCUUAUGAAGGUUUAGAGCGAAAAGACCAUUAUGAGAAGUGACUAUCAUGAGUUUGGAGGAAAUCUCUUCAGGAACUUCAGGGUCAAAUUGGCUUCAGGAUAAAACUGACAUGAAUGCCUGAAGGGUACAGGACUACAAUUGGAAUGAUGUAGUGGGGAAGUGUGAGGAAACUGACAAUUUGAUUUUACAUGCCUAGAUUGUUUCAUUUGUUUGUUGACAUUCUAACUACCAGAUCUUUUCAUUUGCUUUGCAAGGAAGACUUCAGAAGACUCUGGCCUGGGCCUUGAGACAUAUUUUAUUAAAUAUUGUCAGCCCUCUAUGUGGCCAGUAUCCACUGUGGAUGAAGAGGCUGCUCCUCCUUGAAUCUUGACAUAACCUUACAUUUCCCAUUUCCCUCCUUGGGUAGCCUUAAGUAUGGGGGAUGGAAAUAUGGCUUGAAACAAAUUAGCAUUGUGUCUUCACUUGGGAAUUAAUGUUUCUAGUAUUACAUACCUCCUUUUGGGCUUUAUGAUAUUCUUGCCCAGGAAGUAUCAUUCCUGUUUGAAUACAACUGACUGAACUUCUAGCAGGGUUCUCUCUUGUUGAAAACCCCAUGUACCUUAAUCCACUGUAGCUCCUUUGUGAUUUUUUUCUUCAGACAACCAGAAGGCUGUUUUCUGGCCCAGUUUAAGAGAACCCUUAAUUUGCAGGGGAGGGGAGCCCUGGCCUGGCCCCUGUCGAGAUACUUCUUACAUAAACCAAAGGAUAACAAGAGUGUACACCUAAAUAGAUAUAAACAGAAACAAAGUGUACAAAAACUUCCUCUUUGGAAUCAGCUCCCCUAAUUUGGCCCCUUCUACUCUUGAACCCACCCAAACUUUCAUAACAUCUUGAAGGUAUAGAUUCUAUAUCCAAUAAGGGAGGGAAUUAGUAGUAAAUUUACAUGGUUUGGAGUUUUCUUUCUGGAGCCAUGGAGGGCUGAAUCCUUUGAAGCUCUAAAAGUAAAUCAGAAUCACUGAGUUGUACAUAUAUGUAUUUUAUAUAUACAUAUACACACACACAAAUACAUAUUUUCUAAUAGGAAGUACUUGGAGUUAAUCAGUAAUUUUUUUCAGUUGCUAUUACCAUUCAUCUUAAAUCUAUCUGACAUGAUCAGAUUACGGUAUUGUUAACUCUUGCAGCAUUAAGAAGAUUUCUUAUUUUGUAGGCAUUUACUCUGAGAAUUUAAAUUGCUGCUUUGGUAGGGAUGAUUCCAAUUUACCAAAGCUGGAUGAUUCUAUUUUGUUUUUCUCCCUUCUAUAUACCUCCACUUUACCCUAGCCUGGUCUAGAUGAAACAAGUGGUUCACCUCCAAUCUUGAUUUUUAUUUGGAUUCAGCAUUUUGGGUUUGGAAAGUUACAAGAUAGAACUAUAAAUGGCCAUAUUCCUAGAUUUUAAAUUAUCUGACAAAAUUUAAUUUGUAUUAAAAACCAGAAAAAAAUAAAGUUUAUUACUGGGAGAUGAACUUUUUCUAAUUGGAGGACAAAUUGGAGAAGAUGGGGUCUUAUCUUUAUUGUAUAGUCACUUGAAGAGACUAUCAUCCUUUAGUUGAGGUUCCAUUUCUGAUUGUGAUGUGGCCUCUCUUGAACAAAGUCGUAUGGGAACCCCUAAAAAUGACCCUUUUACCUUGUAGGUCCACAAGCAAAAACACUCUGGUUGUAUACAGCCACUGAUCCCCAAGGACUUGCCAGUUCUUGAUUUCUGUUGGUAUGUCUUGAGGUUAGUCUAUAACUCCUACUCUUAUUCAGUGGACAGUCUGGUCUGGACCAGUCCUAAAAAAUAUAUGCUCACUUGCAUCAUUUUCAUUCUGAGCCAGUAGACUUAAAACUCCAAGAAGUGGUACUUGCUUUGGCUAGUGACAUUUGAUUUUUGUCUCCAUCUUGAUUUUCUGACAUUGUUGGCCCAAUCACAUUAACUUUUAUUGGUCACUGAGAAAAACAGCCAACAAGGCAUUAUUAGGGAGGGUAGUCAAGAUGGAGGGUAGGGGGCAGGAAUGCUUAUAUAGGGUAGAAAGAAUGUGGAGGUAGCUGGUUAUGGUGAUUCAGUCCUUUGGAACCUUAGAAAGCUUCUGUAGGCAUGUCAGUUCUACCAUUUCAGCCUCCAAGACAGCCCCCCAUCUUUGAAAUGAAAAUACAAAUUGACCACAGUUUAAAAUAGUAUAAUUCUACUAAGUUUUAAGCAUUAUACUUGUUCACUUCCUGGUGAAUAUUUUCUUAAUAUGCUUGGGGUUUGGGGUUGGGGUUGAGUUUUUACUGUUCAAUUGUGUAACCCUAUAUUUUUCCCCCUCCCAUGACUUUGGCAUCUUCUUUGACUUUCUAUUUUCCUUUCUGUUGGCUUAUUGCAGUAGUCUGCCGGGGCAGGUAGGGCCCUCAUUAUGCUACUACUGAUAAUUAUCUUCAAUACUGUCAAAGGUUAUUAUUUUUUUUAAUUGAGACAGAGUCUUACUUUGUCACCCUCUGUAGAGUGCUGUAGUGCCAUAGCUCACAGCAACCUCAAACUCUUGGGCUCAAGCGAUUCUCUUGCCUCAGCCUCCCUGGUAGCUGGGACUACAGAUGCCUGCCACAAUGCCCAGCUAUUUUUUUGUUUAUUUGUUUGUUUGUUUGUUUUUUAUUUAGCAGGCCCAGGCCAGGUUCAAACCCACCAGCCUGGGAGCAUGUGACCAGCACCCUAACCACUGAGCUACAGGCACUCCUGUCAGAGGUUAUUUUGAUGUUUUAAGAAAAUCAUGUCAUUUCUUUACAAAAUCAUCUUUUCCAAGCAAAAUAAACUAUCCCCUGUGCUAGGGUGCCCAUUUCAGCUUUUGACAUUACCCCUGUACUUUUACCAGAUGCUCUCUUGUCCAUGUUAGUAGUAGUGAAUUUCCAUGUAAGUGAAGCAAAUUAAAUAUUUAAGAUUUUAUUAAUCUCUGAUAGACCUGCCAAAUCUGAUGAUUUUUUAAUUACUUCCCAGAAGACACUUCCCCUCCUACCUUUUAUUCCAUUCUGUUCUAUUUUUAGAAUAACACACUAGGUAAAGAAACUUUAACUGCAAGGAAUCAGUGAUUUUUAGUUCUUCCUGAUAGCUGGUGUUAUUGACAAUGAACGAAUUUCAUUGCUUUUUCCUGUGUUACUAUCUUCUUUCCUGUGCUCUUGACAUUUUGUUUAGUGGAUAGAUAAUAUGUCUUUCUCUUUCCCAUUCCCAGAUUUCAAAUUCCCUCCCUUUUGACCCACCUUACCACGAAAGUUCCAUAGUUUAUUAAUGUAAGUUUGAAUGGAUGCUUCUUUGGGAAAACUGUAGGAGUUACUGAAAGUGUUUCAGAAAGGAAUGAGAAUGUCUCAGGAGUUGUUCUGUGAUGGAAAUUGGUUUGUUCUGCUAAUGCUGAUGGGAAGAAACUUACACUGCUUAAUAAAAUGUAUUAUUUUAGUAAAAAAAAAAUGU